AUGGCAGAAAGUCUACUGCCUACCUUCUUCGGCACACCCGCCGGAUCACUCAAGCCAAGUAACGAAGAACUUCUCAAGCGUGCUUGGGCACGUCUUGAGGAGAUGGAUAAGCUGCUGCUUCUCAUGGCACAGCGCUGCAUCGUUCUCCGCAAGGCCAUCCAGGAAGUCAAGGACAAACUCCAGGCCAACCAAAAUCGCUCCAUAACUCGCAUUGCGAGUCGGACUUGGUCUUCGGACCUGUUCGUUCCUUCGCAUACUUUGCGCGCUGCCUUCACCUCAAGAGAGAUGUUCGAGUCGGCUCUGACCACUGUCAGCUUCGCCUUCGUUGAUCAUCACGAGUACUUCGACUUUGAUGUGCUCGGGCUCUGUUUCUGUCCCUCCGACCAGAUCCUCGAUGAUCUCGAAUACCACACCUGGGGGCUCAUAUCUGCAGGUCAUGACCAUAUCGUUCGGAACGGAGUGCGCCUAGCACCCCAGUCCUGGUAUAGGAGCGAGUCCGUCCAUCUUUUCGAGCUCUUUCGUGAACACGGUUGUCCACAGCGCCGAAAGUUUUAUGGAGAUUUCAAGGUCUACGGGCGAGAGAAGUCUCUCAAUCGUCGCAUACUUGGAUGGACUCCACGCAUGGGACAGCACCAGGACAGCCUGUUACUUAUGGAGAAGUCGCGCGCCCAAUCGAGGGAAGGAACGAAACAGACCAUUGCGUCACACGUUAUCAACGCAGCACUGCCUAUACUCCAUAUUCACUUCACGGUAGGAGAGCUUGCACGACUUGACCGUUCCAAGAUGGUGUCGAACCAGUUUUGCGCCAUACAACUUGCUCUGAUCGUCGCCGAGUAUGUACUCAACGGACUCCGACAUCGGACUUGGAAGAGGAUGGAUCUGCUGCUUUUGGGCAUAGCUUGGCAGGACAUGGCGAUAUAUACCACUUCCAAAGGGUCUCCAGUAUGGUCCUUAGUCUUCUCGAUCAUCAUAGCGGCAGUUGGUGUUGCUCCAAUCUCACUGCCAGGCCCUGCUGUGACAUCAAGUCCGCCACUGAGUGGACUAUCAAAACCAGACUUGCUGCGUCACGGUUCAUCAGAGCCAGGACCUUCGAUGCGUCACUUUGGUUCAUCAGAGCCAGGACCUUCGAUGCGUCACUUUCACAUCUUCAGCGUAUCCUUGUUGUUAGCUCACUUACUUUAUGACUACCCGGUAUUGUCAUCUUGGCUUCUGAGAUGUAGCCCAUGGAUGGGGUCGUACUCAUACCUUUGGAUCCUUAUCGUACUGUUCCUUCUCCACGGUGGUGUACAACAUUGGUACCAAACACAACAACAAGAUCAGCCUUUCUUGCAACAUGUACGGACAUUUGUCUCCCGGCUUCACACAUCAGCACCAAAAAUGCUGCGAUGCGAUGUCAUGUGGCCAUUGGUCGCUGUAGUAUUUCACCUGCUUCUCUUCUUUGCGACCAAUUAUCUGACGUCAUGCCUUGGUUUUCGAAAUCUGCUACUAAGGCUUCCACGAUCCACGCCACGACUGUGGGAUGGAGGAAUCUUUGGAGGAUUUGUCUAUUGGAUCUUGGCUGCCACUCAUUUGAUCUGGCAAGGAGAAAAGACCAAGGCUGAUAAGCCAGGUGGAAGGUAUUAUUUCGCUCUGUCUCUCGCUAUAGCUUUUGCGCAGACCAUCACUGCCCUUACUACUAUCGCAGGCGUCAUGUACAUGCUAUCUGCCUCUUCCCCUGAGCGCGUCUAUACUGAAACCCUCCGCGAAGAUCUCCACCAUGUUCAAGCAUUCCUUCUGCUCGACCGCAGCCGCAACACCCUUGCUCAGCUCGCCAACAUCCGCCGCAUGCACCGCGUCAAAGCAGGAGUCAACCGCCACCUCGACAGUAUGGAGGACUUGGUUGAAGAAUUCGGCUCGCUACCUCUUUGCCUCCGCGACGAGUACCUGGUUCGCGCCAUCGACAACGCACUCGACAACAGUCUUGCGCUGCACCUCCGAGUCAAGGCAUGGAAUUUUGAGGAGGGAGAGGUUGUAGCAGGAGAUGUGGUCAAGGGCGCUGAGGAUUACCUCAAGAAGUGUGUGGAAGUUGUGGACGACAUCCGCGAGGCUAUCAUGAACAGGCUGAUGAGCAGGCUGGUAAGCAGAGAGAAGAUGGUGAGGAGACCGGAGACGAGGAAAUGUACGAGCACGAGAACGAGGAACACGAGGAUGUCUGAGCAGGGGCAAGGCCAGAGGCUGGGGAACUGUUUUGGGAGUAUGUGGAUGCAAAGCAGAUCGUCAAACGCGAAUCCUGCCAUCAAAUCGCACCAACCUUUUGUCAUGGUAUGGCUAUUCCAUUGA
This is a messenger RNA of Aureobasidium namibiae CBS 147.97, 2319 nucleotides long. RefSeq lists its product as uncharacterized. Lineage: Eukaryota; Fungi; Ascomycota; Dothideomycetes; Dothideales; Saccotheciaceae. The transcript has 7 exons. The coding region runs from base 1 to 2319 and encodes 772 amino acids. The record is from RefSeq and is a predicted model, not a curated record.